Molecule: messenger RNA, 2528 nt
Organism: Diospyros lotus (date-plum)
Lineage: Eukaryota; Viridiplantae; Streptophyta; Magnoliopsida; Ericales; Ebenaceae
Product: histone-lysine N-methyltransferase ASHH1
Exons: 12
Coding region: 513-2117 (534 amino acids)
Biological process (GO): regulation of DNA-templated transcription
Cellular component (GO): nucleus; chromatin
Molecular function (GO): histone H3K36 methyltransferase activity; protein binding
Source: RefSeq, a predicted model, not a curated record
UAUAUUUUGGCGCGAUGCCGGGGAGAGAGAUGGCCGCCCGCCGGCGUAUCGAAGAGAGAGAGAGCGAGCGUCGGAAAAUUUGAAAAAGAGUCGGUGUACGCUGAAAUUACAGAUUUGCCCUAGUUGCUAGUAUAAAUUUGGCCUCGACUCCCCCUCAUUCUUGUUCUCGACGACUGCCUGAACCUGGAGGUCAGAGCAAACUCCGUUGGGCGAAAGCUCCCUCUCUCCUCUCCGAUGGCCGUGGCGUUGUCAGCCUCAAACCCUAGCCCCUCGUGCCCGAAGCAUGCGUAGAACUAAACUCUACAAUCAUCAUUUCUAGAAGACAAUUGCUCGCGAAUUCAAUUUUCGCUGUUGUCCGUUCCAAUUUGGCAGAACUUUUAUAUGUGCUGGGCCUGCAUUUUGGCAUUAUCAAAAUGAUGAUGCUGCAAGUUUCAACUUCUGUGGAGAAGGCAGGAGAUUCUUUGACCACUAUAUUUUGAUGGGCGAAUUCCCUUCCUGCAAUUUUGGUUUGUAUGGAUAGUGAAGCCUAUAAAUCUGUAUUUUUCUUUAAGCCUGAGCUACCAGAAGGAGUGCCAUCAUUUGUGCGCAUUGAUCAGAAUGAUUUCUUGGGCCGAAAACACAAAAAGCUGAAAGAAGAGGACAUUGCCAUCUGUGAGUGUAAAUAUACUGCCAAUGAUCCUGACAGUGCAUGUGGGGAUAGGUGUUUGAAUGUUCUAACAAGCACUGAAUGCACUCCUGGCUACUGUCCCUGCAGUGACUAUUGCAAGAAUCAGAGGUUCCAGAAAUGUGAAUUUGCUAAAACAAAGCUAUUUAAGACUGAAGGACGAGGAUGGGGCCUUUUAGCUGAUGAGCAUAUUAAGGCUGGGAAGUUCAUUAUUGAAUAUUGUGGCGAAGUAAUAUCAUUGGAUGAAGCAGUGAAAAGGUCCCAAGCUUACGAAGCCCAAGGUCUCAAGGAUGCAUACAUCAUUUCUCUUAAUGCCAAUUAUUUUAUAGAUGCGACUAAAAAGGGAAGCUUUGCUAGGUUCAUAAACCACUCAUGCCAACCAAAUUGUGAGACAAGGAAGUGGACAGUUUUGGGGGAAAUAAGGGUUGGUAUAUUUGCAAAGCAAGAUAUUUCAGUUGGAACUGAAUUGGCAUAUGAUUACAAUUUUGAAUGGUAUGGUGGUGCAAAUGUUCGCUGUCUGUGUGGGGCACCCAACUGUUCCAAAUUUCUUGGGGCAAAGUCCCCUGCUUUCCUGGAGCAUAACCAUGUAUGGGAAGAGGGUGAUGAUAGAUAUACGGUUGAGAAAAUCCCACUCUAUGAUUCUGCAGAGGAUGAACCUUCAGUAAAACUCCCUGAACUUAAAAGCUCCUAUAGACCUGAAUUUCUUGCAAGUGAGAAGAAUAAUUUCUCUGUGCUAAUGGAUGGUGUGGCAUCUGGACAUCAGUUGGACCCUACUGCUGUUCCCAUGGGAGGUGUGGCAAUGAAUAGAGCAAAAACUGAAAGAGAAGAGAAGUUUUUUUCGCAAGCCACUCAGCAUGCCUUUCAAGCAAAAAAUCCAAUGAUAUCUCGAAUUCGAAGUAACAGUGCUUGUAGGAAUUAUCAAAUUGGAUCAAGCCCUAUUGCAAAGAAAAAAUCACAGAAUAUUCCUAACAAAAAGCCAAAAAGUACAGGUGGAAAACAAAUUGAUGGAAAGUAUGUUGCCCAACUUUUUAAAUCGAGGGAAGCACAGGAGGAAAUCAUGAAAUGCGAGGAAAUCAGAACCGACGCCACCUCAAAGCUCAAUUCCUUGUACGAUGAAAUUCGCCCUGCCAUUGAAGAGCACGAGAGGGACCGCCAAGACAACGUGGAUAUCAGUUUAGCGGAGAAGUGGGUGGAAGCCAGCUGCUCUAAACUGAAAGCCGACUUCAACCUCUAUUUCUCCAUUGUCAAGAACGUUGUCUGUCCGCAUCCUCUCGUGCCAUGCGAUGAAUCCCAACCCCAACCCCAAGCCUCUGAAGGCGACGAGGCAUGUGCCAACCCAAUACCAGAAGCACAACCUUUUGAACGCGAUGCGAUGGGCAAGGCUGCUUUUGGUGAUCCAAAACCAGAAGCAAGACCUUCCAAUGAGACUGAUGCCAACUUCUCAACAAGUUAACUCCCAGUAAUAUGCUCCGCUCACCCAACUCUUCUGAGGAUUCAUAUAUAUUUUUUUAUCUAAGAUCAUAACCCGUGCUCAAAAUAUUCUAACAAACUCAGGCAUUUUAUCCUGAUAGUUUGGCCUAUGCCUCCCGUAAAAUCCUAUUUCUCUAUGGUCCCCUUUUCAGGCCUAUUUUGUUCUUCAUUUCUUCUCUUUAGACAAAAGAGUUCAACAGAGUCUUCUUCCUAGAGCAGGAUAUUCCAAUCAUUGAACCAAUUAUCAUUUAGUUGCAAUGCUAUUUAACUCUUUCUUUUUUCUUUUUUUGAGAUUGAGUGCUAAUGGAAUCUCAGCUAAGCUAGUUUGGUUUGGUCAGAUAUGAUGACAUGAUGUUAUUAAUUUUCAAUUUAAGAUUGUUGUUUUUUGCUUUUA